Drosophila mojavensis is the source of this 1243-nucleotide messenger RNA. RefSeq names its product arylalkylamine N-acetyltransferase-like 2. Bases 116 to 658 code for a protein of 180 amino acids. The record is from RefSeq and is a predicted model, not a curated record. Gene Ontology annotation, molecular function: N-acetyltransferase activity. Lineage: Eukaryota; Metazoa; Arthropoda; Insecta; Diptera; Drosophilidae. The transcript has a single exon.
UCCAAUGGAACCGCGUGUUGUAAAUGGAAUUCGCAUUCGCCCCAUGACAUUGGACGACUAGAAAGAGGUUAAAGAAGUUUUGGGUAGAACGUUCUAUGUGGACGAGCCACUAUGCAUGAUCUCUGGUAAGAAUAUGCAGACACACUUUGAGCAAGAGCAGGAUGCAUAUCACCUAUCAAUGGUCGAGCAGAAUACCUGUGUCGUGGCUGUGGAUGAGGGCGAGAGCAAUAAGAUUGUCGGUGUGGUGCUGGCAGGCGCUCAGGUGCCCAGCGAUCUGGAAAAUCAUCGACUAAUGGCAGACAAGUACGGAAAAUUCUACAAGUUCAUGUCUGAGAUCGAAAUGGAAGUGAAUAUCUUCAAGAGGCAUGGAGUCUCCAGGGUUCUCUACUCACACAUAACCGCCGUGGAAAGGUCAAUGAGAGGCAGAGGACUGGGCACGCGACUCACCACAGCUGCAAUGGAAGUGGGUCGCACGAUGGGAUUCCCCUUGUUUGUUGCUUACUGCACGAGCUUCUACUCGGCACGCCAAAAGCAGGCCUUGGGCAUGAAGUGCAUCCACGCUGUGGCCUAUGCGGACUAUAAGAACGAACGUGGCGAAGUGGUGUUUGAGCCACCAGCACCACACACGCACGUCCGCUAUAUGAUGGGUAUUCUAUGAACCCAGAGAGACUAAAUGUAUUAUUGGAAACCCUUAACCCAUUUAUGGGUUAACAUUAUGUGCGAUCCAAGCAGAAAAACAUUAACAAAUUGUCAAAAUACGUGAACAUAUUUGGUUAUCUCAGUACGAUCAACCAUCUGUCUGUCUGUCUGUCUCUUUGUCUGUCCAUCUGUCUUUUUACCUGUGUGUUCAAUUAUUUCUUGGCGGCACUUUUGUGACGCAUGAAAUUUUAAUGAGCUUGCGGUUAUUAAAUGUAGAUAGGCACACACCCCGUUUGAUGAACCCGUCGCUUGGAAUUUCUAUUAUGCUUUACACAGCGCACAUUUAAAAGCUUUUUACGUUGCCUUUGGUACUCAACUGCAGGGGGAAAGCCCCUGUUUUAGGCAGUAUGUAAAGUGUAUACAAUUGUUUGCGAAUAUUAUAAAAGAGCUUAGUCUAACUCCAAACAGUUACACAAAUUAGUUUAUUAUAUAUUGAAAGAGCUAAAGUUAAUUCGACUUUAAUUCAGCUUGAGGGAUAGUUUUGAUUAUUUAAUUAAUCAAAAUCGAUAAAGUUAUAAUAAAUUUAAAAAGUUAAUAUAAAAGU